This is a messenger RNA of Brassica rapa (field mustard), 1422 nucleotides long. Its product is annotated as protein PEP-RELATED DEVELOPMENT ARRESTED 1, chloroplastic. The record is from RefSeq and is a predicted model, not a curated record. NCBI's taxonomy places the organism in Eukaryota, Viridiplantae, Streptophyta, Magnoliopsida, Brassicales, Brassicaceae. Gene Ontology annotation, cellular component: chloroplast nucleoid. Gene Ontology annotation, biological process: regulation of DNA-templated transcription.
UUCACAUUUAUCCUUUAUCCUCCUCGUCCUCUUCUUCGUCAUAUCCCCUUUGCUUAAACCCAGAACCUCAAACUAUGUUACAAUCUCUUCACCUUCGUUUUCACUCCUCCCCAUCACCUUUUAGAAGAGAGUCUCUGACUCCAUCGAUUACCUCCUCAUCUCCUUUCUCCUUUUGCUCGUUCCGACCGAAGCAAACCCAGAAACCGAACCGGCUAGUUCAAUUCUGCGCCCCGUACGAGGUCGGAGGCGGAUACACCGACGAGGAGCUCUUCGAAAGAUACGGAACCCAUCAGAGUAAAACCAACGUCGAAGACAAGCCAGAUGCGUCUGAGUACGAGGCUCUCCUUAAAGGAGGCGAACAAGUAACUUCUGUUCUCGAAGAGAUGAUAACCCUCCUGCAAGACAUGAAGAUGAAUGAAGCAUCUGAGAAUGUUGCUGUUGAAUUGGCUGCACAAGGAGUUAUAGGGAAAAGAGUUGAUGAGAUGGAGUCAGGGUUUAUGAUGGCUCUUGAUUACAUGAUUCAACUUGCAGACAAAGACCAAGACGACAAGAGGAAGUCUUUGCUAGAGGUUGUCAAGGAGACAGUCUUAUCUCAUCUCACUAAAAAAUGUCCUCCUCAUGUCCAAGUGAUUGGUUUACUAUGUAGAACACCUAAAAAGGAGAGUAGGCAAGAGCUGCUGCGUAGGGUGGCUGCAGGUGGUGGGGCUUUUGAAGGCAAGGACGGUACUAAACUUCAUUUACCCGGAGCUAACCUGAAUGACAUAGCUAAUCAAGCUGAUGACUUGCUAGAGACUAUGGAGACGAGGCCAGUUGUUCCUGAUAGGAAACUACUAGCGAGGCUUGUUUUGAUCAGAGAGGAAGCGAGGAACAUGAUGGGAGGUGGUAUACUUGAUGAGAGAAAUGACCGUGGUUUCAACACUCUGCCUGAAUCAGAGGUGAAUUUCUUAACCAAAUUGGUAGCUCUCAAACCAGGAAAGACAGUGCAGCAGAUGAUCAAGAAUGUAAUGCAAGGGAAAGAUGAAGGUGCAGAUGAUCUUAGCAAUGAAGAGGAUGAUUCUACCCAAGGAAGAAGACAAAGUGGAUUAAAGGGAAGGGGAAGCUUUACAGGCAAAAAACCGUUACCAGUAAGGCCAGGAAUGUUUCUAGAGACUGUCACAAAGGUAAUGGGCAGCAUAUACUCGGGUAGUGCAUCCGGUAUCACUGCACAACAUCUAGAAUGGGUACACGAGAAGACGCUCCAAGUUCUUGAAGAAAUUGCGUAUUAGCUAGUAGUAGUAUCUUCAUUGUUACCAGCAAGGAAAGUAGAUGUUGUGUCCGUUCAUAGAUGUUGUUCACUAUAUAAUAAUUGUAACUUGGUUGGUUGAUAUGACAAAUGUUGUGCACAUCUCCAUUUUUGUUACAUCAUCACCAAGAUGCAUUAAC